AUGUCCUCCAGCCGGCCCUCCACGGACGACGCCUGUGACGGUUCCGCUGCCUCCUCCUCAGCCUCGCCACCCAAGCGCCGCCACAUCGAGGCGCCGUCGUCCGUUUCGACCGACACGCACCGCCUGCAGCAGCAUCAGAAUCGCCAGCACCACCGCCUCGACUAUCACAGCAACAACAACCGCACUGGCAACACCAUUCCGCCUGCAUCGUCCAUGACACAGUCCAACGUCGAGGUCGAGGCAAAGGCGCGGCUCAAGCUGAAAACAGUGCCACACUCGUCGUCGGCGUCUCGGUCAUGGGGCGGUGGACGGAAACAGAAAGUCGCCAUCGAGCUGGAGACGUCGUUUCUGCAGAACCAUGGACUGUUAGGGCCGGUCCAGGAGAGCGGGCGUCCGUCGGCGGAUGGUGGGCUGGAGGAGCACACGCGGGCUAGUUCGUCGAGCGGCCAUGAGGAGGAAGCGAUUUUGCUCCAAACGACACGAAUGCUGCAAGAUCAAAAGGGGCGCCUCCUGUACAUUGGUGAUUCCGCCACUCUCUCCUUCCUCCACCUCUUCCGUCUUAUGGUCGAGAGCAUCAGCGGCCAGUCCAACUUCACUCUCGACCCCAGAAAGGAAUCUAUCGUCGAAAAUGUCGUGUCUCUACCGCCGUACGUCCGUCCACCCUGCAUGCUGCCCGACCGACACACAGCCGACUUGCUCGUCGAGUCCUUCUUUGUCAACACCGGCGCCAUUAUCGAAGUCUUUGACCGGCGCGAGUUUCUCGCCGAGCUCGAGCGCUGCUACGCCAAUCCACUGAUAGCGAGCACGCCUUUUUUGUGUCUGUUGUUCCUAGCAUUUUCAAUUGGCCUUGCCAUGGCCACGCCCAAUGCGAACACCGUCGACGCGACCGCUCUGCGUCUGUUGGUGGAACUGCCCUACGACCAGGCCGAGCUUUUCUUCCGCACUGCCAAAGUCAUGGACGAUCCACUCAACGGCGUCGAGGAUGCCGAGUUGUGGUCCGUCCAAGCCCAGCUGCUCAUGGCCGUCUACAUGCUGGCCGUCUCCAAGCGCAACGCCGCCUUUACGUACCACGGCAUUGCUGUACGGUCGGCCAUCGCACUCGGCCUGCACCGCGAGGAGACCAUGGUCAAUUUCUCCGCGUCCGAGGUCCUCUUGCGCUGCAACAUCUGGAGGAGUCUAUAUGUCCUGGACCGCUUCAUCGCCGCCUCGCUCGGUCGCCCGCCCGCCAUUAGCGACAAUGACUGCACUGACGUUGCCUUCAAAGAUUCCAUGAUGCUCCCGCACAUUGCGCCCAUUGGUCCGACGCAACAACCGAGUACAGUGGGACAAGGGACCAUGAGUGCCGGUGGUCCUGGUCCGGCUCCUCCACCCUCGUCCUCUUCCUCCUCCAACCAUGCAGCUAUGACUGGUCGGUGCUCCAAGCCGAUGAUCAACUUUGGCUUCGACGCCUCUGUACGCAGCUGCCGAAUCAUUGGCAUCAUACUCAAGAAGAUGUAUGUGCGCCGCCGUGUCUCCUCGCGCGCCACAGCCGAUAUUGUCCGCCAAUGCAGCGUCUGGACCAAGGAGAUGACUGAGAAUCUACGCUGGCAGCGCACCGUUGAGGCUGCCGCAGCACUCGACGCCGGCAAAAUCAUGCGCAUGCCUCAAGCAGAGAGCAUUGCCAUCCUGCGCACUAACCUCUUUUACUGCCAUGCUGUCAUCCUAUUGACGCGCCCCUUUUUCCUCUUCCUGAUCCAAGCCGAUCGCCGCAACCAUACCAGCCCUGGCAACCUUGGCAGCUUUUUCGGCGCACUCAACAAAUUCGGCAGUCAUAGCAGUAUCGGCCGGAUCAAUGGUACCAGCCGACCCGCUGGCUAUGGCAGCUCCGGACGAUUCUCGCCUCCCUUGCGCACCCGCACUGAAAGGUUUGCCGAGAACUGUGUCACUGCAUCCUACCACACCAUUGCUAUGGUCGGCCAAGCUCUCACAACGAAGUACCUCCCUCAGCGAGAUCCUUUUAUCAUGUAA
Messenger RNA from Sporothrix brasiliensis 5110, 2007 nucleotides. RefSeq lists its product as uncharacterized. The transcript has 2 exons. Gene Ontology annotation, molecular function: DNA-binding transcription factor activity, RNA polymerase II-specific; RNA polymerase II cis-regulatory region sequence-specific DNA binding; zinc ion binding. Gene Ontology annotation, cellular component: nucleus. NCBI's taxonomy places the organism in Eukaryota, Fungi, Ascomycota, Sordariomycetes, Ophiostomatales, Ophiostomataceae. Gene Ontology annotation, biological process: positive regulation of transcription from RNA polymerase II promoter by galactose; DNA-templated transcription. Bases 1 to 2007 code for a protein of 668 amino acids. The record is from RefSeq and is a predicted model, not a curated record.